Molecule: messenger RNA, 576 nt
Organism: Adineta ricciae
Lineage: Eukaryota; Metazoa; Rotifera; Eurotatoria; Adinetida; Adinetidae
Source: the annotation of a GenBank genome assembly
AUGUUUGUUUCGACGUUGCCGUUUCGUGUACAGCUGGAUGGUGACUGGUCAUUUGAUGAAGUAGUCAAACAUGUCCGAGAACAGUGUUUAUCCACUAUAGAACAUUCUCAGUAUCCGCUGCAGCAUAUUCUUGUUGACUGUGGCCUUAACCAAGCAAACGCAUUUUUCUUAGCGACUAUGUUUGAUCUUAUCAGUACAUCUUCAAAUGUCACUCAGUUUUCAUUGAAUGGUACGCUGUUAGAAGAGGCGUCGAUAAAUCAGACGUCUGAGAUGGCUAAGUUUGAUUUUUCAACGACAUUUGCAUACAAUCCCACCUCAAAUAUUGGUAAAUUGUGUAGCUAUUUUGUUUGUUCAGAAGAUAUGUUUGAGAACAAGACUAUCCAAACAAUAGCUCAACGAUUUCAAUAUUUGAUAUCUCAGUUGUUCGCACCUCAUUCUUCCAAUACACAAAUAAAACCGCUGACAAAGUCCAUUAUUCUAUUGGAUGUAAUUCUACCUGGAGAAGCCGAAGAAAUACUUAAAUGGUUAGACGAUUAUCAUCUGGAUGCUGUUUAUGAAGGUAUAGUUAUUCAUUAG